UCGUGGCGCCAUUGGCUGUUGCCGUCAUCACCCGGCAGUAAUUGCAGAGGUCAACCCCACCCCCUUCCUCUUUCCCUCGGAGCGGGCCUCGGCAGCGGCGGCUUCUUCAGACAUGGCCAAGAUUAAGGCCCGAGACCUUCGUGGCAAGAAGAAGGAGGAGCUGCUCAAGCAGCUGGACGACCUGAAGGUGGAGCUGUCGCAGCUGCGCGUCGCCAAAGUGACGGGCGGCGCGGCGUCCAAGCUCUCCAAGAUCCGAGUGGUCCGCAAAUCCAUCGCCCGUGUUCUCACCGUCAUUAACCAGACUCAGAAAGAAAACCUCAGAAAAUUCUACAAGGGCAAGAAGUACAAGCCCCUCGAUCUGCGGCCCAAGAAGACUCGUGCCAUGCGCCGCCGACUCAACAAGCAUGAGGAGAGCCUGAAGACCAAGAAGCAGCAGCGGAAGGAGCGGCUGUACCCGCUGCGCAAAUACGCGGUCAAGGCCUGAGCCGCGGCCACAAUAAAGCACACUCACUGGC
Molecule: messenger RNA, 515 nt
Organism: Sorex araneus (European shrew)
Lineage: Eukaryota; Metazoa; Chordata; Mammalia; Eulipotyphla; Soricidae
Gene: RPL35
Product: ribosomal protein L35
Exons: 4
Coding region: 113-484 (123 amino acids)
Biological process (GO): maturation of LSU-rRNA from tricistronic rRNA transcript (SSU-rRNA, 5.8S rRNA, LSU-rRNA); translation
Cellular component (GO): cytosolic large ribosomal subunit; ribosome
Molecular function (GO): structural constituent of ribosome; mRNA binding
Source: RefSeq, a predicted model, not a curated record